UCGAAUAGACUACCGGAAGAAAUAAUUGGAAAUUUAUAUUCAAACAAAACCAUCGUAUAUUUUAUUCGAUAGUUCGAUAGUUGAAAGUAUUCAGUCAUGCAAAGUAUCAUUCAAGAUAUUUAUUGUUUCAUUAAGUUGUGUUAAUCCGCAUAAUAUAGUGAAUAGUUAGUAAUCAAAUUUAUGAUAAGAGUUUGACAUUCAGUAGUUCGGAGUCGAUUGUUCGAUAAAUAAAAACUAUCAAAAGACAUUUGCUUUCAAAGAUCAAUCAGUGUUGUUUAGGGGGUCGUACUCCCAUCCUAAAUGAUUAAAUGUUUUUUAUUAAUUCGAUUUUUCUUAUAUAGCCAUGCUGAGUAAAAUAUGUUGGUGAGCAAAAUUUGUAUUCUUGUUAUUGUCGAUAGAUUUUGAAAACAAUUAGAUGAAUCGAUAGUUUUAAACUAUCGAAUAGUUCGAUAGUAUGCAUUGGUAAGUGACCAUCACUACCUAUUAGUUAAACUCUAACCAAUAAAUAGUGUACCAAAGAUUAAAUAUAAAUUGCAACUGUUAGAAAUUAUUUGCAAAUGUUAAAGUUUUGCAUGCUUUUAGCAUGUUUUUGUAAAAUAACUUAUUAGUUUGAGAUUGACUCUUUUGAAUAUUUUCAACAAUUGACGUUGAUUUGAAAAUUCUUAUACUUGUGUGUAAUACACCAUUUAUUAGAGCGACGAAUUAAAAUUUGCAUUUUGCAUAAAUUAAUCAACACAAUAACAGUUUUGGUCACUGAAUAAAUCAUCUCAGAUUUUGGUUGUAUUAUUUUUUGUGUACAUUAAUAUAAACUCAAAAGUAUAGUUCAUUAAGAUGUUUAGUGUGGGAGAUAACAAUAAUGGAAACAGAGGGUUAGGUGGUUUUUCAUCAGUACCAUCACCAUACUUAAAUUUUGAUCCUAAACUAUUGCCUCAAAGUUCUCAGCCAGAAUAUAUUUAUUUAGAAGGAGCUGGUGCUAAUCAGCGUGGUCGAUUUGAAUUAUCUUUCAAUCAAAUUGGUACAUCAGUUUUAGUUGGUGCAACCAUAGGUAGUAUGCGAGGUGUUUACAAUGGAAUUAAAAUGACGUCUAUGGAAAAUCAAACUAGUACUUAUAAUCGAACUCAGAUAUUAAAUAGUGUUUUCAAAAAUGGAGCCAGAUUAGCCAAUACAUUUGGAACUUUAUCUGUUUAUUAUAGUAUAUGUGGUAUUAUAUUAGAAAAGACUAGAGGAUGUGAAGAUGAGGUAAAUACUAUUGUUGCUGGUACCAGUACUGGAAUGUUAUACAAAAGCACAGGUGGUCUUAGACGAUGCGCAUUUGGUGGUUUAAUUGGAUUUACUUUAGCAACUGCUUUUAGUUUAAUAAAUUCUCGAGACAAAAUUGUUGAGAUUGGAAAAAAUAUCUUGCAUUUGUAAAUUCCUAUACCAAAUACAAAAAACAAAUUUGUUAUGUAAUUUAAUAUUUUUAAUAUUGGUUGAUUUCUAGUGAUUGUAUUAUGUUAGUUCUCUAAUAAACACAUUUGUAAAAUA
Molecule: messenger RNA, 1524 nt
Organism: Daktulosphaira vitifoliae (grape phylloxera)
Lineage: Eukaryota; Metazoa; Arthropoda; Insecta; Hemiptera; Phylloxeridae
Product: mitochondrial import inner membrane translocase subunit Tim23-like
Exons: 4
Coding region: 832-1410 (192 amino acids)
Biological process (GO): protein import into mitochondrial matrix
Cellular component (GO): TIM23 mitochondrial import inner membrane translocase complex; mitochondrial inner membrane
Molecular function (GO): transmembrane protein transporter activity
Source: RefSeq, a predicted model, not a curated record